CAUCACUUAUUGCGAGAAGUCAAGUUAUUUUCAAGCGAGAAUUGAAAGUUUCAAACAAUAUUCUCUACUAAUUAUACUUACUUAACUUUACAUGGAACUAAUAAUUUUUAAUCUGCGUUUUAGGCAAUUUGGACAAGUAUCUCCACACCGGUUAUGUAUAUUUUAUAUUGUUUUUGUAAUCCCACAUCUAUGAUUUUAUUUUUACAGUCCCGACCCAGCCUGGAGCAGGUGGUAGCUAUUGUAGACUUCAUGGAAAAACACCAAACUUUGGCUCUUGGGCUAUUGCGAGGACUAGAAGGGCGGGAGGAGAGCAAGAAGUUAUGGUUCCAGCUUACGCGGAUAGUCAAUGGUAUAACUGGACCUACUAGACCUAUGAAGUCAUGGAUUAAAUAUUGGGCAGACAAGAAAUCCACUGUAAGGAAUAAAGUUAUCUCAGGCGGAGGUGAUCCUAACAGCUUGUGUUCCAAUAUUGAGAAGAAGAUAUGGGACUUGUUUCUAGCAAGCGAUGGAGAGUCCCGCAGUUCAGUGAAGCAGGAGUCCCAUUUUGUAGAUGACAACUUUUUCAAUGAGGACAGUAUGGAGCCAAACCAUAUUGAGUCUGAACCAGUCCUAGCCUUUGAGGAGCCUAUGAUGGAUUAUGAGGAGCGCCAAGUAGCUGUCAUGGAGAAAUUAGUAAAAGUGAUGAGCGACCAAGCUGCGGCGAUGUCGCAAAUGGCGCACGCCACCCUAGUCAACUCGCAGGCCAUGGAGCGGUUAGCGGAAUCCUCGCAUAUACAGGCCCGAGCCCUCGAGCGGCUCGCAGCCACCUUCGAGAACAUAUCGGGCGCCACGCACGACAUCAGAGGCUCCAUCGUCGACAUCGACUCCACCAUGAAAAGGUUCUACUCCACGUCGCCCACGUAGCACAGGUAUUUGUGAGAUAGUGCGCCGAGGACUAUCAUACACUGGUCUAGUCAUAACGUAAUGAGUCCAUGUCCGCAGACAAAUAGCUAUACUCCGGCAAAGCCACUUUGUCAGUAAACAAGGCGCGAAAUAAAAUUUUUUUAUGGGAGGACGAUCCUUCGCGCCAUUUUUUAAAUUUGUCGCCUUCUACUGACGGAAAUGGCUUGCCAAACUAUAUAUGCGUGCAUGUAGUAUUGAUAGCUGUAUUGGAAUGGCGUCAUUGGUCUAGGGAUUGCAAACCGGAUUGAUUUUCAAUCCGGCCGGAUCCGGCCGGAUUUUGGCCAUAACCCGGCCGGAUCCGGCCGGACCGGAUCCGGUUUGGUAUAGUGAUAUUAAAGUUAAUUAAAUGGCAUAUUUUUCUAGUUUUUUGCAUAAUGCGUAUUCCUAAAUCUAUAAUUUAAGUUAAUAAAUAACUUCUUAACAAUAAAAUAGAACUUAGUAGUAAAAAGUGUGACACUGUCAAUAUCACUUUAAAACAAAAUAUGAAAUCGGUCAUUUAUUAUAUUUAACCAUUCACAAGUGCUCAAAUUUUCGUUUACAAUUGUAAAUUUGAUUAGUUUCCAAAGCCCGGUAAUGGGAUGUGGGGUGGGAAUUGGAACUCCCUGAAAGGACAAGUUUUCGUAACUGUUGUUUGAUUGAAUUCUUUGUUACGUUGACAUCCAUUCCAGUAAGAAAAUAAGAUAUUUUACUAUUAACCAAAAUUAUAUUAAAUUUGCCCUGAUUUUUUUCCGAGAAAGUAGGAGACUGUAUUAUUUAAAAAAAUUAACUUUUUCCUAAUUUACAGAUAAAGAUAGUUUAUUAUUCAAGUAGGCAUAUUACAAUGCGCUUAUGAAACAGAAAACUAUAUUGUUCAAAUUAUAGGGAAUGUAGCACGACACGACGAUCUCAUGCGAAAAUUAAUGGAGUGUAGGAUUGAAAUCCAUCGCGGAAAGAGACUCUAAGAAUAGUUACAUAGAUCAAAUAAAGAAUUGGCUAGACGUAGAGUACCAGGAGAUGAAGGAAAUUGCAUAAGAUUGGAUGAAAUUAUAAAUACAAAAUAUUCUCUCGUAAAUUUGAAUACAAAAUAACAAAUAUUUUUAUAUAUAUAUACUUAUAAAUAUCCGAGCAAAAUAUCUGAAAAAAAAAAACUGAGCAAACUAAAGAUUAUCAAUGUUAUCAUAUAUUCAUUCACACAUAUAACACAUAUUGAUUAGCCCAACUCUAGUCGGUUGAGUACCGCCGACUUAAUCCUGCUCAUUUGUUUACUUUUAAUCUCCUAUCACGACAUUAACCUUCUCUUUAGAAUAAAUUACAAAUGCCUUCCAUAGCAUCUCCAUUCUUUUAUUUUUCCUCCUAUAACAGUAGUUAUGUAAUCGUCAUAUCGUGCCACCAACAUGAAAGGCAACUUCUGUUCCCAGUCAUAGUCAUAUAUAUUUUUAUUUAACAAAAUUCAAACUUUUUCAUUCGUUUUACGCUCUGUUCAACUUCAUACCUCUCAUCCGUCGCCUCUUCCUUAUCUAAAACGCACAGUGCGUGCUGUAUUUAGGCGUUUUUUUUAUUUUACCGGAUCCGGUCCGGAUCCGGCGAUUUUUACCGGAUCCGGUAGCUAUUGAAAAGUGCCGGAUCCGGCCGGAUUACCGGAUCCGCCGGACCGGAUUGCAAUCCCUACAUUGGUCCUUUUAUUGAAUGCAUUGUUUAGCUUUAACGCCAUCACACUAGGAUCUUAAAAUCUUAAAAUAGGAUUCUGAAUAUCUACGGAUUCUGUUUUUUUUUUAAUUAAAAACUGAUCGGCGAUUGGCUCUAGUCACACCUGAUGGAAAGUAAAGACAGGGCCUAAGAUGGUGCUCACCGGUUCAGUAGUAGCCUAUUCACUCUUGCUUUAAAGAGACCGAGGUCAUAUUUAUCAGGGAAUACAGAUGGCGGGAGCGCAUUCCAUUCUUUAGCCGUCCGUACCAAAAAAGAGGAGGCAAACCGUUUAGUGCGAACAAAUGGAAUGUUUACCGCGAACGGGUGCAUUCGCUGGACGCCUGGAUGUCCGAUGAUGGAAAGGGGAAGGUGGGAUCAGAUCGUGCACUUCCUGUGCACACUCGCCGAAAUGUAUCCGAUAGAAUACCGAUAGCCUAGCGACUCGACGGCAAUGCUUAAGGCUCUGUAAUUUUGACUUGAUAGAUGGGUCAUCGCCAAAAAGUUUAUGAGCCCGGCGCUCUAUCGAGUCCACGGCCGCCUGCUGAUAUUUGGCGGAACCGUCCCAUAGGUGGCAGCAGUAUUCCAUGCUCGAGCGGACCAAUGCUUGGUAUAGGGAGAGAAGCUGAUUAUUCAGUCAUCCGAAUAUUUUCCGCCAUUUGACUCUGUCACAAGAAUUCUCAUUUCUCAUUCCUUUGGGUUGUUUUCCUAUGUCUAUAAUUUAUGCCAUUUUAACUGUGUGGAUUAUUUUCUAUGGGCACUUCAAUAUUUGUUUGAUCAUACACAACUCAAUCUUAAAUCAUAAACAAAAAUCUGAAAUCAUAGACGAUAAACAGAGUUCAUAGACAUUGAGAUUCUUAAUUGAGGUGCCGUGUGUGAUGGUCAUGGCCCUAAUCAAUAAUCUUUGGCAGUUUCGUAUUUACUUUGUAUGAAGUAGUUUCGUUUUCUGUAGUUUUACUUUAUUACGCAAAAAACGAAAUAAUAGACGUUCAAAUACAAAGGACCUGUCGAAUUCAUACAGGUUAAAUUUCGUCUUACUGGCAGCUUUAUACUAGAUAGCGCUGAUAUAUUGCGCCAUUUGAGUUGCGGUAUAUGCCCACCGCCAUUAACACGUAUUUAAUUUAUAAAGUGCUAGUAUGCUGUGACUAAAAUACGUUGGGCUUGCAGCGGGCUAAGCACGGUCGCAUUUUUAUGCCUGUCACAUUCUAACAAGUAUAAAAGUGCGAAUGUGACAGGCAUUGUUACAGGCGAUAAAAAUGCAACCAUGCUGCCAUCGCUGGUUUAAGUAAGUUUAAUUUAAGUUCUACCUAAAUUAUACGUCUCGCGUCGAAUGUUGGGCCUUAUGACAGGAAUGAUAUAUAUAUAUAUAUAUAUACACGUUGCUUGCUCACGAGGAACCCGAAAGAUUUUAACCACGUACUUCUGAGGCCAAAAAAAGGAAAAAAUGUUAUAUGAGUUUCACUAAAUUUCGACAAAAAAAAAAAAAAAAAUCUGUUCUUUUUUUUUUUUAAAAUUUUAAGCGUAUUUGUACAUAAAAAGUUAAUGUUAUGGUAAAACUGGCACUGAAAAUAUUUUUUUACGAUUUUUUUUGUAAAAACUAGUUCUUGCAAAGGUUACUUGUCACUUUUUGACAUCUAUCAAUAAGGAUAUUUAGACUACGCCCCAUAAUGGCAUCAUCGCGAUCAAAAAGGCGUUUUGCACUAAGUUACGAUAAGAAGAUGUUUUUUUUUACAUUGGUAUUAACCCAGAAAAGUUUAUAUGACAUUUUAGUCUCUAAAUGUGAUCAGUAAUACACUGUCAAAAUCUUUUGGGUUCCUCAUGAGCACCGUGUAUAGUAUAUAUAUUAAAAAAUCGGGUUGCACUCCGGAAGUGCCGGCAGAAGUGAAAACUUGAAUAAUAACUUUGUGCAUUUUUGAUAUUUUGGAGAAAUUGAGUAGCAGUUUUAUAAAAAGAGAUAAUUCUCUAUUAUACGUACGUAAAUAAAUUUGAGUGUGGAGGAUAUUUUGAAAUGCGAAUUUUAGUGUUAUUCAUGAGACGUGAGCAGGUCUACAGCCUACACAAUCAGUAAAUGUUAAUGAAUCGUUCACCAUCAUAUUAAAUAAAACAAUCACGCUUCGUUUUUGUUAUUUAACUUUUUGGUAAGGAAAAAUUUGAGUAUCUACAAUCAUGGACACCCAACAACACAAUUAACAAAGAUUAAACCUCUUUAACCGUUAUGACAGCACAUUGAUUAUGAAGAAAAUAAAAUGUCACACUUGAAUGAGAUACGAUUUUUCAAAAGUACCCAGGCUUCGGUGACAUUCAAUUUGCCGUCAAAGUGUCCGUCUUACGAAUUUUGAAUCUGACGGUCACGUGACCCCUGACGCGAGUUUGUAAUUUCUUCCCCAUCACAAAGUGCACAGCGCCCGCUAAAGAAGUUUUCACUUCAAUAAUAUGUAGAAAUGUAACAUUAAAGUAAUACAUAAUAUGUUUUUGGCAAAAAAAAAAAAUGGUAUAAGCUUUUAUCGCUGACUGUACUUUUCUUUCCUCAGGUAACUUAUAGUACUCAUCGAGACAAUUCUAACAACCCCAAACACAAUUAGCGUUGUUUGAUCACAGAAUUUCUAUGGCCACCUGUUGUCUCCAUCAUCAGAUCAGCUCCAUGUUAUCAUAAUAUUGCAUUGUCAACCGAUUUACAAUAUAUAUGUAGGCAAAAUUUCAGCUCAAUCGAAAAUCGGGAAGAAGGUCGAAUUUAGCUUCCAAGAUUUAGCCCACACUUACAUACAUACUAACAGGGCAAGUUAAAUGUAAGCUUGAAAAUACGUCAAUAAUAUUUGUUCAAUAUUUUUUUCAAUUAAAAUAGCCAAAAUUCAGCCCAAUUAAAAUAGACUUGAAGGAACUGUCAUUGGGAUACUCAUUCGACGCGACAGGUAUAAAAUAGUGAAUAUACUGUGAUAGGCCAGUUGUAUAGGUUAGCAUUCUAAGUAGGUAUAUGCGUAUAAUUAUGUAUUGCUUUGUGGUUAAAUAAGAUAUUCGCGUUGAGCAUUCAAAAUAUAUUGUGUCACAAUUGAAGUUGCAUCGAAACUAUUUUAAAUUAGUAAGUAUAUAUUAUUAAAAAAAUAAAAUAACUCAUUAUUAUUUAGCAACAUAUUGAUUUACAAUAGAAUAGUAUUUUUUUUUCAUUAAUUUCACAAAAAAAUGGCCGUAUAAGGUUAGACCAAGCUAAGUUUGCAGCGAUUGUGAUACCCCAGACUAUGCAUGUGUUAUUUAAACAUCAAUCAUCAUAAUUUCUAGAAGUUUGACGUUUAAAAUAAAAUUUGCACAGUCUGGGGUAUCUAAAUCGCAGCCAACUUAGAUUGAUCUGACUAUACCUGAUUGUUCGUUUUUGACUAAAGCAGAAUUUAUUUCUUAAGUAUUUGUCGUUGUAUUUAUGUAUGGAUUUUAGCCCAAAUGUACACUCAUUCUGCAAGUAGCUAUAUAGUUAUUUUCUCUGCAUAAGUUAUCGUAAAAUUUCGUUUUGGGUUAAACUAGUUUUAUAAGUGCAUUGGUUAAAACUAGUUUUACCUGCUCUUGUCAGUGCAUCAGUGAAACCUAAAACUCAAAUAGAAAUUUUUUUCAACAGCUAAUUUUAGGUAAUAAUAGUACGUAUUGAUUAGUCAGUACAAAAACACAUUCAAUGACACAAAAAUAAUAAAAUAAAAAAAGGUCGGUUCUGGUUCGUUGUAAGUUUAAUUUAACACGCUCAGCCUCAUUUCGGUGAUCAUCGCACCCUAACCUUAGACCCUGGUAGGACACAGCGAAAAGAACUAGUUUUAACUGAAAUUGUUAUUUGAGCAUUAGUUAAUUCUUGUUUUCGUGUUUCGAAGGAAAACAUGUUUAACUGAAACGGGUAUUUAUGAUAACAUAUUCAUAUGUUAUGUCAUAGAGUCUGUUCGGAAAGAGAAGAGUCGUGGAAUGCAUUGGGCCCCAUACAUUCCACGACUCUUCUCUUUCCGCACAGACUCUAGUUGUAAUGUAAUAGCAACUUCGAUUUGUAAUGUAACUUAUUUAGUAUAACUUCCAUGUGGAUAAUCAUAUUAUGUUGCCAAAAUUUAAAAUAUAUUUAGCUGUAUAUUGUACUAUAGUGUAAAUAGUGAAAUUUAUUAAAUGAAAACAAUUUUUUACUCA
Cydia pomonella (codling moth) is the source of this 6750-nucleotide messenger RNA. RefSeq lists its product as uncharacterized. The record is from RefSeq and is a predicted model, not a curated record. NCBI's taxonomy places the organism in Eukaryota, Metazoa, Arthropoda, Insecta, Lepidoptera, Tortricidae. Bases 154 to 903 code for a protein of 249 amino acids. The transcript has 5 exons.